UGUCAGUGGGAGGUUCAAGGGUCUCUGAGCGCUCCGCGCCCAGGUUGCCUCGUUUUCUCGCGACCCAUCGUCUCGUCCGGCCGCGCAACCAGUAUCCGAACGGCGUUAAGAGGCGAAGUUGGCUCGAGGCUGACAGGUCCUUCGUAUCGUCCAGAACGAACCCUCAUGUUCGCGGCUCACCCCUCGCGGAUAAUACAUGGCCAGGUCUACGACGUUCCGUAACGGUCGGUGAGAACGCGAAGCGACUGAGUGACCCGAAGCGAAGCUGACAGGGAUACGCGAUCGUUACGCGCGACUCAAUCUCCAGGAGGAAUCCGCGACUCUCGGGAUGAUUAUGUACACCGUGGCCGACGAUCACAUCGGGGACAACGAGAUUGCCCAGGUGAUCGCAUUUAUAUGUGGAGUAAUAGUAAUAUUGCUACUGAUAAUGGGCCUUGCUUCCACCGACUGGUUAAUGGCAUCAGGAUGGCGGCAAGGACUCUUCGCUCACUGUAUCGAAGAAGGUGCAUCAACACCGCUUCCAUUUAAUGUUAUGGAAUCACAGGGAUGCUACCAAGCCAGAGACGUUGGCUACAUAAGAGCAGCUGCAGCACUUUGCGUGGUUUGCCUUAUAGCUGAUAUCGCAGCAACCAUUUUGACUGGUCUUGGGUUACGUUCCCAGGACCAUCGGGACAAGCACAAGUUUUACAGAUUAGCUGUGUUCUGCAUGGGGCUGGCAUUGGUCUCCCUAUUGAUAGCAUUGGUAAUUUAUCCAGUUUGUUUCACCGCAGAACUCAAUCUUGGUAAUCGGCCAAUGUGGGAAUUUGGUUGGGCUUACGGGGUCGGAUGGGGUGCAGCCAUCUUUCUGUUCGGCGGCGCGGUACUUCUGCUCUGUGAUAAGGAGAGCGAGGAGAUCUACUACAAGGAGAGGAAAAUCGUCCGCGACGACAUCGGCGGUGGUGGAUCGAUGAUCGGUGUGGGGCACCACAGUGGAAGAGGUGGUACGCAGCUGGCCUAGUGGCAUUGCUCCCUGCCCGACGUUGUUCUCUAAAGGUUGAUCGGCUUCUUCCAUUUACAUCGAAGAAGGACACUUAUACUUGGGACCGGAGUCUGGACAACGUUUGCGGGAUGUCUGUUCUACCGUAUCUGCGUAUCUGAGCGUGCGAAUGGGUCAUCUUCUAGGAGCAAUCCGUUUGUUGAGAUUAACGCGUCCCCGAGUCUCGUUCGACUCUUCGAUUCAACGUGUAUAUUGCCCCCGUCGAUCGCAUUUGCUGAGUCACAAUAGAGGAAGGGUGGUUAAAUCUCGACUCUUCGCUACCGAUCUGUGUCUUGAGUUCGUCAUCGAUCAAACCGCUUGCAGCAUCUCGUCCGCUCUUCAUCGUUUCUGGGACCACUGACCCGCCUUUUCGGUUCUUGAGAUUCUUCCACGGUUGCUUCUCUUCUGGCACUUCCUUCGUCCCGAGUUCUCCCCCGGGACUCGGUCCGUUAAUUCGACAGUGUCAAUCGACCUCGGUAAUGGCAUUGCCGAUGACAAAGAGCGUAAAGUAAAUGGUUUAGCGACUCGAAAUUUAGCAAUACUGUCCUAUAUGGAACAUGGUGAGAAAUCUAUUUCUGGAUGUGGUUAUUCGGGACUUGUGGCGAUUAUCGGCCAAUUCUUCAACUUCGAUGCAACUUUUUCCGCACGUACUAGUCUUAAUGUGUGCAUUUUUUAUCAUUAAGGUUUAUGCACUAUUCCAGAAUUUUUACAUGUAGCUAACCUUUGAAACAACCGAUAAAAAGUUUUUCUUUCAACAUUUUCGUUUGCGGUUUAAUUACGUUCAAAUAAUCCCACUACAAGGAACUUCUAUCUCCCACGCGGUUUUUAGCUCUUUUUGAUGGCAUCGAAUCUUUCAGCCGUGUUCUUCUUUAAUUUGUGCCCGUGUCAUUCUUUAACGGGGAAAAGAAAACGAUGAAUCCUCUGUAUUAUUAAUAACGAAGCUUAGGUUUUCCUUGUUCGAUCGUAAGAACGUAGAUAUGGUCAUUCGGAAUACUUAAAAUUUGAUUAAUGCAUGUAAGGUAUGGCAUUCAAUCAAUGAUUCGCCUUGUUUAAAUACGUCCUCGGUCUUUGUCGCGGGUUGACUUUAACUUCUGGAUGUUUUCUAUUCUCUUUUCUCUUUGUGACCAAUCAAAGCCUAGUUGAAUCCUGCAACCAUGAAAGUUAUUCGAUAUUGGCAUAAUUUGAAUUUUGCUUUACACCUGCACAGCAGGUGUAUGUGUUCAUUUCCCACUAUUUGAGAGCCACGUCGUGCACAGAAUGUGACGAUUCUACAAAGUGGAGGAGCUCCUUGACAUCCCACUGCCAAUUAUCGUUGAUCCAUUCAUUACGUUAUGUAUGAAUCUGUACAUAUACAAUUAGGGAAUAAUUGUUAAUUUAUUAUUUAAGGAUCUAGUGUGAAAGUAUCGCUCACUUUUUCCCAUCAAACGGUACCUACAGUACUCAACAAAAAGUCAUUUAUUAUCCCAGUAAAAGUUAUAAUCAUUGUGCAGGUUUUUUGUUGGAAAUUUUAUUUUCGAACAUGAUAAAUUAAACAUCUUAGUGAUUUUAUAUGCAAAAAUGUAAAACUUAAUGAAGGCGAAUCGCAAGGUUAACUACUUGAUUUAACAUCAUAUGACGAUACAAUUGUAGAUCUAAAGUACACAAUUUACUUUUACGAGUACAAAAUUAAAAAAUCGUGCAUUUAUCAAAGUCUUCGCAUGAGAACUUGCAAGACAGUAAUAGCUACGUAAUUUCUUAUUAUAUUCUUUACGACUGUGGGUUUAAAAGUGUUUGUCUCCAUUUACUAAAGCGCUGUUUUCGUGCGUAUGUAUGUAUGUAUGAAUGUAUGUAUGAAUGUAUGUAUGUAUGUAUGUAUGUAUGUAUGUCACGUGAACGAAGGUAAUGCUUUUUCGGCGGAUUUUCCGGUUCGUGUUUUGAAAAUCGCCAAUACACGUCCCCUCUAAAUCGGGGUCGAGGAUGUCAAAAGUAUCAUCGGAUGAAAAAAAUUCCGAUCGCGUGAUCGAGAUUCGGCGAUUGGUUGAUCAAAUUCGGCGCAGUCGAGCCCCCGCGAAGAGCCAUGCCACCGAAGCCGGACGCGUCGGCGCUCGGGGUACAUCUAGUUAUUUAUUAGACGACCGUUACUGUGGUAUAACACUUUUCUAGCUGUACGAAUUUUAAAGUGAUCGAGCGAUCAUACUAGAUCCUUCGAAUCCUUCUUUUGGAUAUCGAUAUUUAUUAUGUAGAAUCAAAUGUCAUAUUUUUUUAUGCGCACACGACAGUAUUUCCCAAGUUGUAACUCGACAAGACACACAUUUUACAAGUCCUUUUACGAGUAUAAAGUGGGUACGACAUAGACCACUUCUAAAAUCGUAUGACAUUAGGAAGUGUGCUUGAUUGCAAUAUUUAUAAUGGAUUACAUCACUCUCUACAUCACAGUAAUAUGAAUUUUGACAAUUCACAGGCCCUAGUAACCACAUGAGUCGGCCGUCUUGAAUUAUGACGUCGAAAGGGAGGAAAUUGCGUGAAUCCCUGCUGGCAUUUUUGUAAACGAAUGACAUUUUGCAGCAAAAACGAGCAUUGAAAGAAACUAAAUAUCUACAACGUGUGUCAGUGGGUUAGUUUUUGACGGAUCAUGCACUAAAAGACGAGAUAUCACUUUCUGAAAAUCGACCUGCUAAGACCACUGACGAUUCCGGACAGUAAUUCACAAAAUAGACACAAUAUCGUUACAAACACGGACCGUCCGGUACAUUUUACACAUCCACUGAUUAUUUUAGCACCGGUAAUUUGACGAAAAAAUACUCUGGAAGAAUACCGCAGGGGGAUUUUAUGCGACUUCCUCGCCUCUGAUGUCAUAAUUCAAGAUGGUCGACUUGCGGUUACUAACAUAAAACCUUAAUAGAUGCCUUUUAGGUUGACACUUCAGCACGAUGAAAGAUGUUUAAAGUACAACGCUAAGUAAAAUAGCAGUGAAUCGGUAUGAAUUCAAUGCGAAUUUUAAUUGUAUUUAAUGCAAAGUCAAUGAGUUUAUUUAUGAAACUAAUAUUUUUUUAAUGAUAUUUUAACAAAUGUAUGAUGUCAAAUGAUCGAUUCGACAAGGAAACACAUGAAGCACAUUAACGUACAUAAUUAAGUUAAAUAUAUACUGUUUAGCCAUUUAAUUAAUUCGAUUUGAGUUAAAAGUAAUGUCUUCCUUUGAGUACGAUUCCAGAAGAGAGUUCCCAGUUCGAAACACAUUGAAAAACAAUUGCGAGCGAGAUAAGUUUUGGUUACGUUUUUCGCUUUGUCUGCGAGAUUUACCGCAUUCAAUGUUGAAAGCGUGGGCUAUGUUCAUUAUUCAGUUUAUAAGUAUUUAUAACGAGCUGUGCUGUUUCAGUACAGCGCAAUUCAAUGUCGAAUAAUGAUAAUUAUUUGUGUCCUAGGAUUUGUGUUAGCGAUACGUUUGUUAAAAUGACACAAUAUGAACAUGACGAGAAAACAUGCAAAACCAAAGCGGCCAAAUCUCACACAGCAGAAACCGCGACAGCUGUCUGGGCAAUCUAACGAUUGCAUCGACAUUUUCGGGUCAUCGACGAAGUCUAGCAGUAACGCUUAAUGUGAUUCGAGCAGGGUUUCAUACUUCUCAUAAUUUCGAUCAAAACGACACCCAUCGACCAAGACCUUCGUUCGGCCUUCUACGUGAAACAGAAAAUGACAACUUUUCGGUUAAGCAGAACGUAGAGUGUUUGAGUGUGUGACGGUAUAGCUAGAGGCAGCUCGGGCAGGUAUAUUACAGAUAUACAUUACUGAUCCAUUACGUUAUAUCGAUAUUGCAUGCGCGCGCGCGCGCGUGUGUCGAUGUGUACAUAAAUAGUAGGGCGUUUUAUAAAUGCUUGCAAUAAGGCGAUACUGCCAGGAGACGAUCACGCUGAUUACCAAUUAUCGCGACCGCACUAAUACGAGAUUUAGCGAAUCGAUUGUGCUUCACUAGGGUUCACUAGGCGUUGACCCGAGAAGCGAGUACAGCCGCUCCGAAAUAAAACGACUUAAGGCAUCGGUACUAUGAAAUAAUGAUUACACUUAGUAGUGUUAUUAUUUAACUGAAACUUUGUUAGUGCCACUAACCCUGUACACGCCGGACGUUCGAUAUGGCCGGAUGCACAAUUAAUGGAUUAACGAGUUGAAUACUCUCUACCCCCUUCGCUCUGCGUAUUUGCGAAGGAACACUUCAUGGCAGAAAAUUGUAUUAUCAUACAUUGAAGCGUUAUCAUUAAGGUGACGUGAAACUCUGAUAAACCAGUCGAUUCUAAUUAAGACACUUUUUUCUAGGGGCGUUCCACCAAACUGGCCAAAAUUUCAACACGUGUCUCGUGAGCAACUGAGGAACGUCCUGACACUUGUAUGGUUUAUCCUAAAUCUUUUUUAAAAUGUCAGAAUGUUCCUCGGUUGUUGACGAGUAAUGUGUUAAAGUUUCAGAAUGUGCGGCAAGUACUCUUAAAAACAAUGUCUUAUUAAAUCUACUGGCUUUAGGGUUACGAAGUCACCUUUAGAGCCCUGCUCGAUCUAGCGAGUGGAAAAUUGAGCUCUUUUCAAUAACUGUUGUUCUGCAAAGGAUAAAAUGUAACCGCAUGAGGUUUUUAGUAUUUAUCUAACUAUUUAAAAAAGAAAAUUUUAGAUUUAUUUCUUUUUUUUACGGUUAAUAUUUCCGAUGAUAUUCGCAGAGUAAUAUGGGCUGAUUAAAUCCACGUUUCUGCACGCUGGCGUGGAAAUCUCUAAGAGAAAUUGAGCUUGGACAAAAAAUCAUUACUAACAAAGUGGCAACACCUAGACGAAAAAAAAAAGAAUUUGUUAAUGAAGUUUUACGGUCUCUAUAUGAUAAAAAUCAAUAAGAAAAGGUGCAUGUGCCAUAGCACUUCGUGCGGUGGAGACAAUUAGAUGGUAUAUUCCAAAUUUUAAGUCAUUCGCAUAAUUAGGAGCAAAAUUAUGCACAUCAGCGCAGUGAUUUGAAUGAAAUCACCCCAUGGAAAACGCGUUGAAAGUUCGAAGAUACGUUUUGACAUACUAUAUGAGAGAAAUUCUAUUCCUUUCUUCGGCGAUUCCUGGGCAGUAUAAAGAUUCAUUGUCGUACUGAUCCAUUAAUGAGAUAAAAUUCGAUUUUUCCGAUUUUCUAAAUCAAGCAGGGCCCUUAAGGCAUCUUUGUUUGAGAUGGGGCAAAGCAAACCGAGACUGCGUCUGGGUGAAUGAAUGCUGUGAAUGGAUUAUAAAAUUGAAGUCAAUAUGUCAUUUCUAAGAAGAUACGAAUCGAAUGAGUACAAAACAUUUUAUUGCAAUCUUAUGCGAAGAGGAUUGACUUUGUAUAGCUGUAAUUUAUUGUAAUUAUUCGAGGAAUGGUGUAUGCGGAGUAAGGUGGAACGGCGGAUAUAUUGUGGUUUAAUUUGUCCCAUCCUGUCUGAACGUUUAAUGGGGUCAUUGAUAUUAUAUGUGAUGAGUCAACAGAAACGGAUAACUGACCGAGCGAUAGACAAAUGAUCGUUUUGGCUGGUGCUCAUUGAACCCAAAUUGGCACCUUUUCUUAGGAUUAUUAGUUGCACUACAUCCUCCCCAUGCCUCUCCCCAUGUCUGUCUCCCUUAACCGCUGUAAAAACUCUAAACGCCCGUUGGCAUUGACAAAAAAAAAGUGUCAUCUUUAUUGGGUCACACAGCUGGUAACUCGUUUGCGCUUAUUAGCAAUACCGUAGAAACGAAACAUCCAAUUUUCUACAGCAAUACUACCGAGAAGCCCAAUCUGUAUAUAAACUAGUUUACCUCUUUGUUUUCUGUACUAAAUAUUUCCCGAAACGAUAAACCAUUCCUCCUCAUUUGUUAAUAGUAUUAACCCGGCAUGCAAUCUUCCGAAGCAGUUUUUGCUUGAAUUCUAACAGACGAUUACCACUUGUAUUCCAUUAGAGAUCGUAGCGUUGUUAUAGACUAAUAUCGAAGUUGUCAGUUAUCGAUUGUUGUUAAUAAUCGAACAUGUUUUAAGUCGUCUUGAUCGAGCUUUAACGCAAACAACGUACGUUCGGUAACACUCCGCGCAAGUAUGUGCGUGUCGGAAUAUGCAUAAUGGAUGAAAGAAGAUAUUAAGGAACCCUAAUUACGAAUUUCAAUUGUUAAUAAUACGGCACAUGGGAUCACUAUACAUUAUUACUGUCUGUCCCUUCCGAUAAAUAUGUUCGGAAGAUUUAUCAAAAGUUUUCACUUGAUCUACCGAUCGGUCGAGUCUCUUUGUCCUAAAUUUAAUUUGGAUUUUACUUAGCAUAAAAAGGUACUAUAGUUAUAAUCACUCGACGCUACGGGUUUGUUUAUGUAGUCGUUUCUUCUCAGAUUAAAUCAUCAGAGAUGCGUCGAUACUACUUUCCUUUCUAAAAAGGAACCAAGUCUUUAACGAUUCGGAAUACUGUGGUUAAAAGUGUAAUAACGAACGCGAAUGUAAUUAAAGAGCCAACGACGUCAAAUACA
Molecule: messenger RNA, 7471 nt
Organism: Orussus abietinus
Lineage: Eukaryota; Metazoa; Arthropoda; Insecta; Hymenoptera; Orussidae
Product: transmembrane protein 47
Exons: 5
Coding region: 329-997 (222 amino acids)
Biological process (GO): cell-cell adhesion
Cellular component (GO): membrane; cell-cell junction
Source: RefSeq, a predicted model, not a curated record